AUCGGAACGCCACCUAUGGUCAAGUUGCAGACGGCGCUGUGGCUGGCGGCGGCGGCGCUGGUGCUGGUGGCGCCGCCCCCGGGGGCGGAGGGGCGGCGGGGGCGGGCCCGCGGCCGCACCAAGUCGCGCACGCAGAUCGGCCUGCCCAUCACGGGCCAGUACCGCGACGCCGAGACCGACAAGUACUACAACAACAACGACGGGGCCAAGAUUCUGGACUGGUCCCACUUCGACUACGAGUACACGCUGGGCCACAAGAUCGUCUUCCUGUGCCGCGCCAAGGGCAACCCGCGGCCGACCAUCACCUGGUUCAAGGACGGCACCGAGCUCUACUCGCACAACUACUUGCACGUUCACGAGUGGCGCAUCGGUAAGGACCAGGUGAAGUCAAAACUGGAGAUCGACCCCGCGACCCAGAUGGACGCGGGCGUGUACGAGUGCUCUGCAGACAACAUGUACUCCGUAGACAGGCGCAGCUUCAAGACGGACUUCAGCAUCGCCUUCGACUAGCCUCUGCCGGAGCCACGCGGUCGACCAGCUUCAAAUAGACUGAGCAAAGUUGUGCACUGUAAUGCCUCAAACAAGUUAUAACAAAUUGCAUAGCAUACACAACAGUACUGUACAAUAAGUGUUGCUGAAUGUGAAGUACUUCAAAAAAAUUGUAAAUAUAAAGAAUAUAUAAAAAGAUUAAAAAGUGAAUCACAAAACAA
Schistocerca serialis cubense is the source of this 710-nucleotide messenger RNA. Its product is annotated as immunoglobulin domain-containing protein oig-4-like. Gene Ontology annotation, biological process: cell-cell adhesion. The record is from RefSeq and is a predicted model, not a curated record. Gene Ontology annotation, molecular function: cell adhesion molecule binding. Bases 16 to 510 code for a protein of 164 amino acids. Gene Ontology annotation, cellular component: cell-cell junction. Lineage: Eukaryota; Metazoa; Arthropoda; Insecta; Orthoptera; Acrididae. The transcript has 4 exons.